CCUCUAUAUCACAUACAUAAACACAAGCUAUCUCAGCUGCUUCUUCUUCUUCUUCUUCUUCUAUUUUAUCCACAUUUUGGGUAUUUAAUUUUUAAAAAAUGGUUUCUCUUGCUCCUAAUUGUGUUCUGAAACUGUUCCUCCUAGUCUCUGUCUUUCAAGUCUCUUUUGGUGCUAGAAAGCUUAAUGAGCUAGUGCAAGAUCAGCCUCAGCUCUUGAGUUACCACAAUGGUCCUCUUCUUUCUGGUAAAAUCUCAAUCAACCUCAUCUGGUAUGGCAAAUUCAAGACAUCCCAGAAAGCCAUCAUCUCAGAUUUUAUCACUUCAUUGUCAGCUCCAUCACCCCAAAUUGUCCAGCCCUCUGUUGCUACCUGGUGGAAAACCAUCGGCAAAUACUACCACCUCACCUCCAAAAAGUCCACCCUUUCCACUGCUUUGGGGAACCAAAUACUAGAUGAAACAUAUUCUCUAGGAAAAUCACUCACUAAUGAACAGAUUGUUCAGUUGGCCUCAAAGGGAGAUCAGAUGAAUGCUAUUAACGUUGUACUCACGUCCUCUGAUGUAGUUGUUGAAGGGUUUUGCCUCAACAGAUGUGGGACUCAUGGUUCUGCUUCUGGAUCCAAAUCUGGUCAUGUUAAGGGCAAGAACUAUAAAUUUGCCUACAUUUGGGUUGGUAACUCAGAGACUCAGUGCCCUGGUUUCUGCGCCUGGCCAUUUCACCAGCCAAUCUAUGGACCACAGAGCCCAUCAUUGGUUGCACCCAACAACGAUGUGGGUAUUGAUGGUAUGAUAAUCAACUUGGCUAGCCUUUUGGCUGGGACUACCACGAACCCAUUUGGAAAUGGAUACUUCCAGGGUCCAAAAGAGGCGCCAUUGGAGGCAGCAUCAGCUUGCCCUGGGGUUUAUGGGAAAGGGGCUUAUCCGGGUUAUGCCGGCAACUUACUGGUAGAUUCCAGUACUGGUGCUAGCUACAAUGCAAAUGGAGAAAAUGGCAGGAAGUUCCUGCUUCCUGCUCUGUAUGAUCCUUCUACAUCUUCUUGUUCAACCCUGGUCUGAAAAUGUUGGAGGCAUUUGAUUUAGGAUUUCCCCUAAGAUUAGAUUUGGAGUUAUUAGUGGAACUAAUGUAUAUGCUGCACAUAUAGAGAUUAGAGAGAGGGAUGUUGCAAUUGAUUUAUUUUUAUUUUUAUCUUUUUUUUGUUGUUGUUGAUUAAUAACAGAAAAGCAAUGUAUCUUGCUUUGCUUUUUAAUGAAAAUGGCUUUCUUCAGCAUUUGCA
Manihot esculenta (cassava) is the source of this 1270-nucleotide messenger RNA. RefSeq names its product protein PHOSPHATE-INDUCED 1. The transcript has a single exon. Bases 99 to 1052 code for a protein of 317 amino acids. The record is from RefSeq and is a predicted model, not a curated record. Lineage: Eukaryota; Viridiplantae; Streptophyta; Magnoliopsida; Malpighiales; Euphorbiaceae.